GUUCAAGUUGGAUCAAACCCACAAAUUAUAUUAGAAAUGUUAAAUUUCUAAUUGUUGAUUGCCACUCUCAUGAUGGAUUUACAGUGCCUCUUUUGCAGUUGACAUAUAAUCCUAACCAUCAUGAGAGUGACAAUCUUUGUACUGGCAUAACUUCAUAUCCAUUAAUUGAGAAGAAUGGAGAUCAGGUUGAAGAGAAUGGCCUUUAG
Lactuca saligna is the source of this 206-nucleotide messenger RNA. NCBI's taxonomy places the organism in Eukaryota, Viridiplantae, Streptophyta, Magnoliopsida, Asterales, Asteraceae. The record is from the annotation of a GenBank genome assembly.